This is a messenger RNA of Folsomia candida, 1149 nucleotides long. Its product is annotated as histone lysine acetyltransferase CREBBP. The transcript is spliced from 5 exons. NCBI's taxonomy places the organism in Eukaryota, Metazoa, Arthropoda, Collembola, Entomobryomorpha, Isotomidae. Gene Ontology annotation, biological process: positive regulation of transcription by RNA polymerase II. Gene Ontology annotation, cellular component: transcription regulator complex; histone acetyltransferase complex. Gene Ontology annotation, molecular function: transcription coactivator activity; histone acetyltransferase activity; chromatin DNA binding. Bases 148 to 705 code for a protein of 185 amino acids. The record is from RefSeq and is a predicted model, not a curated record.
AACUAACCUCACGCCAAAGCAGACAAUCAAGACUUUAUUUAAACUAAAUUUAAGAACUUGUGUGCAAAAUCAACGUGACAAAUUGUGACACAUUAUCAUCACAAAGAAAGAGCACUAUUAAAUUUGCUCCUAAUUUCUACAAGAAUUAUGGACGCUGAAGGAGUGCCUGAUCCUGAAGGAAUGCAGUGUUGUGAUGAAACUAACCCUGCUGAUCUGCCAGGCUUGCUGGAAUCCCUGAACUUCCGGGACGAUACGGGUAGCGGUGUUGCGAAUGAUGAUAUUCCUAUGAUGCAAACUGGGGUCGGCGCUCAUGGUCACAACCAAGUCGUUGAGGGACAGCCUAUCAGCAAUGAUUUGCCAGUCAAUGAUCAACCAAAAGCUCCCGCACCGUCAAAUGUGGAUCACGAAAAGCGAAAACUUAUCCAACAACAACUUAUCGUGCUCCUGCAUGCAUACAAGUGUCAGAAAAGGGAAAUUCAAGCUCCAGAUGGUGCAAAGUGCACCCUUCCGCAUUGUCGGACCAUGAAGGACGUGUUGGCGCAUUUGACUAUCUGCCAGGCCGGAAAAUCUUGCACCGUAACUCACUGUUCAUCCUCUCGGCAAAUCUUAUCGCAUUGGAAACAUUGUACGCAAUCGGACUGCCCUGUUUGCCUUCCGACCAAACAAGCCGAUAGUAACAGAGUUAAUCCAGCUCAGCCUAAAUAAUUAUGUAUCAGGAGCAGGACAACUUUAUAAUCUAAUAAACUUGCGGAUAAGCCCGUCACCCGCCGGGCGAGAGUUUAUCCGGUUUUCAAAUUAAAUUUGUUCUAUAUACAUACAUAUUUUUAACUGAAACUAUUUCUUGGAAGUGAACGGAAUUUGUAAUGAUUGGACUCUUUAUGACCUCAGCCCUUGUUCGUGGGUCUGGCGGUAUCCCCUGUAUUUUGAAUAUUCCCGCCAUUCGAACGAAACUCGACUUUCCUUCCUUUCACGUCCUUGUGGACAUAUAAUAAACAUAAGAAAUUUAUGAAAUAAGCGAGUAAUUUGUUAAUCACAAAUUACAAAAGUUUGCUUGAUUGGUUGUUAGUGAUUUGUUUUACUAACAGCUUAGUUUUUGCGAUACAAUUUAUACAAUGAUCAAUAAAUAAAAAUGAUAAUUUUUUGAAAUAA